AUGGUUCAGCCAAUUAAAUUAUAUUCAGUACCAACCCCUAAUGGUAUCAAAGUUAGUAUAUUUUUAGAGCUCUUGAAAUUACCCUACGAAGCUGUUUUUGUUGAUAUUUCAAAGAAUGAGCUGAAGUCUGACUGGUUUGUGAAAUUGAAUCCAAACGGUCGUAUCCCAACCAUUACUGAUCCAAAUUUUGAAACUGGACCAGUCACAAUUAGUCAAACUGGUGCUAUUUUGCAAUAUUUGGCUGAUCAAUACGAUAAAGACCACAAGUAUUCCUACCCACAAGGAACCGCUGAGUAUUAUAAGACUUUGGAGUAUCUUAUUUUCCAAGUUGCUGAAAAUGGUCCAAUUCAAGGUCAAUUAAAUCACUUUAAACUUUAUGCCCCAGAAAAAGUUGAAUACGGUAUUAAUAGAUACGAAAAUGAUACUAAAAGAAUAUAUGGUGUUUAUGAAGAUAUUUUGUCCAGAAAUUCUGGCAAUGGAAACAAAUACUUGGUUGGUGAUCGUUACACUGUUGCUGAUAUUGCAUUGUUUGGCUGGGCCAAUUCUUUAUCCAGAGUUGGUAUUGAUAUUAGUCAAUGGCCAUUAUUGAACAAGUGGUUCCAUGCAAUCAAAGAAUUGCCAGCUGUCGAAAAGGGUAUCACAGUUCCUCAAAAGCCAUAG
Molecule: messenger RNA, 660 nt
Organism: Candida tropicalis MYA-3404
Lineage: Eukaryota; Fungi; Ascomycota; Pichiomycetes; Serinales; Debaryomycetaceae
Product: glutathione S-transferase family protein
Exons: 1
Coding region: 1-660 (219 amino acids)
Source: RefSeq, a predicted model, not a curated record